Molecule: messenger RNA, 2435 nt
Organism: Pyrgilauda ruficollis (rufous-necked snowfinch)
Lineage: Eukaryota; Metazoa; Chordata; Aves; Passeriformes; Passeridae
Gene: G6PD
Product: glucose-6-phosphate dehydrogenase
Exons: 14
Coding region: 53-1609 (518 amino acids)
Biological process (GO): pentose-phosphate shunt, oxidative branch; glucose metabolic process
Cellular component (GO): cytosol
Molecular function (GO): NADP binding; glucose-6-phosphate dehydrogenase activity
Source: RefSeq, a predicted model, not a curated record
CCGCGCGAGCGUGGGGGAGGCGGCGCGAGCGCGGCCGGAGCGGGAAGGAGCGAUGCCGGGCCCAGGUGAGGAGGCGCCGGGCGCCGGGGGGGAGCUGAGCCGCUCGCAGGUGUGCGGGAUGCUCCGGCAGGAGCUGAGCCGGGACGGAGCCUUCCUGCAGGGCCACCCGCAUGUCCUCGUCAUCCUCGGCGCCUCCGGCGACCUGGCCAGGAAGAAGAUUUACCCCACGAUCUGGUGGCUGUUCCGGGACGGGCUCCUCCCCGAUGCCACGCGCGUCGUCGGCUUCGCCCGCUCGCCCCUCACCGUGGAGCUCAUCCGGGAGCAGACCCUGCCCUACCUCAAGGUGACCCCUGAGGACGAGCCCCGCCUGGCCACGUUCCUGUCCCUGCAGAGCUUCGUGCGGGGUCAGUACACGGACGAGGCCUCGUUCCGGGCGCUGGACACUCACCUGCGGGGGCUGCCCGGGGGCGACCGCGCCCACCGGCUCUUCUACCUGGCACUGCCCCCCAGCGUGUACACACCUGUGACCCAGAACCUGAGGGCUCUGUGCAUGGGCCAGGGGUGGAACCGUGUGAUCGUGGAGAAGCCGUUUGGGCGGGACCUGGGCUCAUCGGAGGAGCUGUCGGCGCACCUGAGCGCGCUGUUCCGCGAGGAGCAGAUCUACCGCAUGGACCAUUACCUGGGCAAGGAGAUGGUGCAGAGCCUCAUGGUGCUGCGGUUCGGCAACCGCAUCUUUGGGCCCAUCUGGAACCGCGACAACGUCGCCUGCGUGGUGCUCACCUUCAAGGAGCCCUUCGGCACCGAGGGGCGUGGCGGCUACUUCGACGACUUUGGCAUCAUCCGGGACGUGAUGCAGAACCACCUUCUGCAGCUGCUCUGCCUCGUGGCCAUGGAGAAGCCGGCGUCCACCAACCCCGACGAUGUCCGUGACGAGAAGGUGAAGGUGCUCAAGUGCAUCAGCCCAGUGGAGCUGCAGGACGUAGUGCUGGGCCAGUAUGUGGGCAACCCUGAUGGCCCCCCCGAGGCACAGAAGGGCUACCUGGACGACCCCACAGUGCCCCCCGGCUCCACCACACCCACCUUCGCCACCGCUGUGCUGCGCGUGGCCAACGAGCGCUGGGACGGUGUCCCCUUCGUGCUGCGCUGCGGGAAGGCGCUGAAUGAGCGCAAGGCCGAGGUGCGGCUGCAGUUCCGGGAGGUGCCCGGGGACAUCUUCGCGCAGCAGUGCAAGCGCAACGAGCUGGUGGUGCGGGUGCAGCCGCGCGAGGCCGUCUACGCCAAACUGAACACCAAGAAACCCGGCAUGUUCCUGCGGCCCGAGGAGUCUGAGCUUGACCUCACCUACGGCAGCCGGUACAAGGAUGUGAAGCUGCCGGACGCCUACGAGCGGCUGCUGCUGGACGUCAUCUGUGGGAACCAAAUGCACUUUGUGCGCAGUGACGAGCUGCGUGAGGCCUGGCGCAUCUUCACCCCUCUGCUGCACCAGAUCGAGCAGCGCCGUGAGCCCCCCAUCCCCUACCCCUACGGCAGCCGGGGCCCCCCCGAGGCGGACGAGCUCCUGCGGCGGGCGGGGUUCCUGUACGAGGGCACCUACCGGUGUCAACUGUGAGAGCUGGGCCUCACUCAACCCAGAUGCCACUGGGAGCUUGCCAGAGCUCAUGGAACCCAGGCUCCAGUGUGACACAGAGGGGCCUCAUGGAACCCAGGAGAGCUCUGAGAGGCUCUGGAACCUCAUGGAACCCAGGAGAGCUCUGAGAGGCUCUGGAACCUCAUGGAACCCAGGAGAGCUCUGAGAGGCUCUGGAACCUCAUGGAACCCAGGAGAGCUCUGUGGGGCUCUGGAACCUCAUGGAACCCAGGAGAGCACUGUGAGGCUCUGCACCAACAUGGCUCCAAGGUUCCACUGUGAUCUGACGGAACCUCCUGGAAGGAAGGGAACAUUUUCCCCUGUGCUCAGCACAGAUGAGGCUGCACCUUGAGUGCUGUGUCCAGUUCUGGGCCCCUCAGUUUAGGAAGGAUGUUGAGAUGUUCAAACACAUCCAGAGAAGGGCAACGAGGCUGGUGAGGGGUCUGAACACCAGUCCUGUGAGGAGCGGCUGAGGGAGCUGGGAUUGUUUAUCCUGGAGAAGAGGAGGCUCAGGGGAGAUCUCGUCACUCUCACAACUCCCUGGCAGGAGGGUGCAGCCAUCUGGGGGUUGGGCUCUUCUCCCAGUGAACAGUGACAGGACAAGAGGACGCAGCCUUAAGCUGUGCUAAAGAAAGUUUAGGUUGGACAUUGGGAAAAAAUUGUUCUCUGAAAGAGUGACUGGGUACUGGAAUUGUUUGCCCAGGGACAGGGUGGAGUCCUCAUCCCUGCGUGUGUUAAAAAAGCCUGAAGGUGGCACUUGUCCCUUUUGGAAAGACAGGUGUCUGCCAAGGGAGGCAGGAACCUCCUUU